GUAGCUCACCAACAACUAGUUUCGAUAGUGAUCGAGUUCGUAGUUCGUUUGGCGCAUCGUUAUCUCACACGUUUUUUUCGCACGUUUUUUUUUUCAAGCGCGUUAAAUAUUAAAGAAAAUUUUUUUCAUAAUGAAAAAUUACGAGUUGACGCGAGUGCCGGAUGAAUUUUGAAUAUUGUUUGCAAUCUUAUUGGGCAUGGAGAUGCGAUACGUGAAAUGCAUUUAUAUUUGACUAAAUUUUUACGUGUUUUUUUAAAUGUUUUAUUAUUAUGUGAGAUUAGCAGAAAUGAGGAAAUCAAUGGAGAUUUUACAUUUAAGGUGACAGAUUCUCACAUUCAUGUCACAUUGACUCCAGCAGAAUGGAAAUCUAUAGCUGGAACGAAUGUUAUUUCAGAAGGCGAUAUUACAUCGGUCAAUGUGAAUUCGGGAAGAUCACCGAAGUAUGCGAAUACGGUCUCUGUAUGGUUAAAUUUGCAUAAAUUCGGUAAACAAUUGGCCCUGAAUUUACAGCCGAAUGAGAACUUGGUCGAUACUCAUUUUGUAGCUUUGAGCAGACGGGAUAAUCAUUCACGCGUUAUAUCCAAUGAAAUACCCAGUUUGAAUUGUUACUUUCAGAGUAAAGGGCCAGUUUAUGCUGCUCUGGAUGUUUGCGAUGGAUUGCGUGGAAUAAUAUUUGUCGAUACGAACGAAUGCUUCAUUAUACAUCCACUGCCUAAACGUUACCUAAAAGACUCAUCAAAUGUUCCUCAUGUUAUGAUUAAAAAACGCCUAGGCCAGUAUAACGCUAUUCAAACCAGUUUGCUGAACGACAAAAUUAAUUACAAAGCCAGAAGAAGAAAACGAAAUGUGGAAAAAUUUCAUACCGAGAAGCAGGCGACAGAUAAUUCCACCGGUCACCGACUACAGUGUGGAAAUACUUUUGUACGUAAAGGUGAUAGUGAUUCGAAUCUUAAUGGACGAAUUAAACGAAACGCCAGUCCUACAACGACCUUACCUACUCCGCCUUUGAAUACGGAGAUUUUUGUAGAAACGGCUGUUUUCGUCGAUAAAGACUUGUACGCUCAUAUGAGUUCGACUUUUCCUCAAAAUACUGAAAAAGAACUGAUCAAAUUUGUACUUGCUUUGAUUAAUGCUGUCCAUUUACUAUACCACGAUCCGUCACUAGGAUGGGUGAUAAAUUUCGUGCUGAAAAGACUGGAAAUUCUGCACACUGAUCCUUCGGGAUUGGUCAGAGUACACGAUGUAGAUAAAUUUUUGAGCAGUUUUUGUAAUUGGCAACAUUUGGAGAAUCCGUACAGCGAUGAUGAUCCAUUACACUGGGACCAUGCUGUAAUCCUCACCGGUUUAGAUUUAUAUGUGUUGAGUAAGAAUGGAAAAAUCAGCAAUCAAGUCGUUGGUUUAGCACCAGUGGCUGGAAUGUGCACAGCUACAAGUAGUUGUACGGUCAACGAAGGACGCCAUUUUGAAAGUGCUUACGUCGUUGCCCAUGAAAUAGGCCAUAAUUUGGGAAUGCGUCACGAUGGACCUUCUGCUGACAAUAACUGUGAUCCUACUAGUUUUAUUAUGUCUCCUACUCUAGGAAGUGGGAAAAUUACUUGGUCUACUUGCAGUAAGCAAUAUUUACAACAAUUCUUGCAGAGUAAACAAUCUCGAUGCCUAUUCGACAAAAGUACCACAUCAAAUAUACUGGAUCACGGUUCCAAUGGAAUCUUACCAGGAGAAAGAUUCGAUGCACAGCAACAAUGUAAACUAAAAUAUGGCAGUACUAGCCACCAUUCUCCAACUCAAUUACUCGAAGAUAUCUGCAAAGAUUUACAAUGUGCCAGAGAUAAUUACAUUUGGACUUCGCAUCCAGCUUUAGAAGGCACCAUUUGUGGAACAAAUAAGUGGUGUCGCAGCGGUCGAUGUAUCGAAAAAGGGCUCACCGUUCUAGAAGCUGGAUACGCUCCCCAUCAAGUUAUAAACGGCGGUUGGAGUGGCUGGUCGCCAUACUCCGAAUGUGCGUCUUCUUGUCUUCAUGGGGACAAUGAUGGCUUAAAUGCUGGCAGCAUUGGUAUCAUGGUUGCUUCCAGAAGAUGUAAUAAUCCCAGACCAGAAAAUGGGGGCGAAAUGUGUGCGGGCAAUGAUCAAAAAUAUAAAACUUGUACAGCUCAGCAGUGCCAAAGAGUUGGAGUCAUCACACUCAGAGAUUUUUCCAACGAAAUAUGUUUCCGAGCGAGCGAAGUUGAUCCAGAACUAUUUGGAACAGGACAACAACGAACAAGUGCUGAUCCUGAAGAAGCUUGUAAAGUUUGGUGUAAUAAAAGAAAGGGUGGCUGGAAAAGUCGCGGUUGGUCGUAUCCGGAUGGUACCGUUUGUCAACUGAGAAAGGGAAAGAAAUCAACUUUCUGCAUACGAGGAUUAUGCAAAGAGUUUACAUGUGUCAAGAGUUCUAUCGACGUGAUCUAUGCUCAUUCCGAUGACUAUUGUGCUCAUGCAAACAUAAUUCGAGAUAAAAGAAGGGAAUCGCCGACUAUUCCUUGGCGUCCAGCAUCUGAAUGUUUUUAUAAUUGUAUUACUCCAGGAACGGGCAUGCGUUUGGUUGAAAAAAAGCAAUGUCCAUCUUGCAACGCUACAGUAAACGUUCAAACAUGUGAACAUAGUCAAAAAUGUAGUUCUACUAAAACUGUAUUAGAACAUGCCACCACAGUUUGUAAUAAAUUUAGUCAACGAGUUCGUCGCCUAUCAGGUCUAGGAAUGCAAUUAGCUGCCACAACAGAUGAUCCUCAUAGACCUUGCAGAUUAGCCUGUCAAGACGAUUCAGUUAAUCAUAGAUUUUAUUUAGUCAACGGAGAAGAAGGUUGGUUUCCGUUUGGAACCGACUGCACUAGAGGCGAUUCUAGUCGUAAAGCAUUUUGUGUGAAUGGCAAAUGCCUCGAAUUUGGAUCUGAAAACACUCCUAUAUAUAAUUUUGAAUACACUUUACCAUUAAUGGAAAGAAUUAAACGACAAAUCCUACAAGCAAAAAUAUCUCACACUUAUUCCGAUCCAACCAUAUACGAAACAUUAAAAGAUAUCGUUUUUUAUCUAAAACACGGUUACUAUUCAAAUGACAGAAUGGGAAGUAAAUUUUCGAUAGAUUUGCAAAAUCCCAUCCACAUCAAGAAAACAGAAUUCGACAGAGUUCAUUCGUACUGAAAAUACCUUUACGAUUGUUUUCCGAUGGCGAUAUGGUGAAUCGUAUUCAAUAAAAAGAUGUCCCGGUGACUUUAUUAUCUUUCAGUACGAACAUACUUUCACCUUUUCUCACAUUCAGACUUUUAUUGGCGCCGGAUCUUUGUCUUAAUUUUACUAAAUUAUCUUGUAAAGACGUAGGAUCCGUUAGGAACAUAAUCCAUAGCAAUUUUUCCAGUUUCAAAUAUUCGUCGUUGUUCAAUUUCUCCUGCAAGGGAAAAACGUGUUUUUGUGUAUAAAAAUUGUGUAGAAUUUUUUUUUACAAAUAAAUUUUUUGAAAUAAAAAUA
Molecule: messenger RNA, 3501 nt
Organism: Planococcus citri (citrus mealybug)
Lineage: Eukaryota; Metazoa; Arthropoda; Insecta; Hemiptera; Pseudococcidae
Product: A disintegrin and metalloproteinase with thrombospondin motifs adt-1-like
Exons: 18
Coding region: 217-3177 (986 amino acids)
Biological process (GO): proteolysis; extracellular matrix organization
Cellular component (GO): extracellular matrix
Molecular function (GO): metalloendopeptidase activity
Source: RefSeq, a predicted model, not a curated record